AUGACUACAUUUGUAGAAUCAUCCAUCUCGCCGCUUUUCGGGCUGUGGCAGCCUCUUCCCCACUUGAAACAUCUCUAUUAUGGUUCGUCUUGCGUUCAAAAGCAUCUAUUCGCGACUCUCCCUUCACACGAUUCGAAAGUUUUCAUCGUCACAGGAAAUUCUAUCGCGACCAAGACUCCUCUUCUUCAACAAGUCGAGACUUUACUCGGAGAUCACCAUGCGGGAACAUUCACCAAAAUCAGACAACAUGCGCCAAUGGCCGAUAUUGACCAAGCCACGGAGAUCAUCGCCAAAAAUCCGUUGGUUGAUACUAUCUUAUCGUUGGGAGGUGGAUCUCCCAUCGAUUCCGCAAAAACAAUAUCAUUCCGCAUGCAUGAGAGAAAUGGCAAAUUCCUGACACAUCUCACGAUCCCUACGACGCUGAGUGCUGCUGAGUGCACGAUAGGCGGCGGCUACACGAAAGCAGACGGUGUCAAGACUUCAGUAAUGACGCCCGAAAUUGGUGUGACUGCAGUAUUUUACGACCCGGGCUAUGCCAAAUAUACUCCGUUGAAGCUAUGGCUAUCGACUGGUAUGCGUGCUAUGGACCACGCCGUGGAAUCACAAUAUCAGCCAUACGCGUCAGAGAUGCCAUGGAGGGCAAUGUCGUCUUGGGCAGUGUCCACCUUCUUUGAAUGUCUACCAAUAGCCAAGGCAUCUCAUCCCAGCGACGAAGACGUUAUAACGAGAUUACUACUUGCUGCGUUUGCCAGCUUGGGCUUCCGCGAUGGAGAGACUAGCUGCCUCACUCUCGGUCCCGUGGUCCAGCUUAAGGCGCGGGCCAAGCAAGAGGACGCAAAACAAAUUGCAAGACUCCUGCCUUGGAUUGGCGGGACGUCGAGCGGUGAUGAUCUCAAAGAUGCUUUGGAGGUCGGAUGCAAGAUCAGUGCGUUAGUAGAGAGCCUGGGAUUACAUCAAAGCCUUACAGAGAGGGGUAUUGGCAGAGACCAGAUUCCAAUCGUGGUGGAACGGGCUACUGGUGGUUUGAAAGAAGGCUCACUAUAUGACAUCGUCACGCUUUUGGUCGAGGGUUUAUACUAA
Molecule: messenger RNA, 1080 nt
Organism: Endocarpon pusillum Z07020
Lineage: Eukaryota; Fungi; Ascomycota; Eurotiomycetes; Verrucariales; Verrucariaceae
Exons: 2
Coding region: 1-1080 (359 amino acids)
Cellular component (GO): mitochondrion
Molecular function (GO): alcohol dehydrogenase (NAD+) activity; metal ion binding
Source: RefSeq, a predicted model, not a curated record